GGCACCUGCCCAAUGCUACUAAAACCUGCUAUUAGUUCUAGGAAAUUAGUGGCUGACAGAUUCUUAAUCAAGUUUUUAAUUUAACUGAUUUAUAUUCUCAGCAUGUUCUAUUUGAUUUUUUUUUCUCUUUUUUUUUUCCUGUCAUUGCAAUUUUGACAUUAUCCAACUGAACAUGUUUUUGGGACAAUUUUUUUCUGGCCAAGCAACUACAUUUGAAACAUGGAAUAAAAUGGAUAAGUUAAGAAACAAAUGCAAUUUUUUGUCUUCUAGGGAAUGUCUCUGGCCAGGCCAUAUAUGUGUUUCUGGGUUGGAGCAAAAAUCAGUGCUGGAGAAUAUUAAGCAGCAUACAGUUACCCACAUUUGCAGAACAUGUUUUAAUAAUUGAUAACAAGUAAGCUUUACCUUGAUGAUGUAAGCGUAGGUCAUUUUCUUUUAACCCAUGUUUAUAAUCUUCCUGAAAUGAGCUUUAGUUAAUGUACAUGGCACUGGUAUUGCAUUAAUGCAGCUGCACCCAUAGAGGUGAUGGCUGAUGCAUUGCAUGCACAGUGUAAGGUCCCCACUGGUGCUGCAGGAUGCUGGGGCCACUUUGAGUGUGAUCGUGGAACUCAGCCUUCCCCUACUGCUCCUGCCACAAGAGUUCUGCUGCUGUUAAGGCAAAAGUACAAAAGUAUUUCUCACAGGAGGGAAGAAUUCAGGCAACAUUUCAGCAAGGAGGCAAUGAAAUGUAUGAUAAAAAAAGAUAGGAGCAAUACUUGACUUUGGUGUAACCCCUGUGCAAUCAUUGUCUCUCACUUCGGAUAAGAUUCAUCUGGUUGGCUGGAAGAGGCUGCUGACAAGCACGUGCACAGCAGCUGAAGAAACCUCACCUUUGUAAAGUGCUUUUAAAUGAAGGAUUUUAGAAGGACAAUGGCAAAAGCUGUCAUGAAACUCCAUAUGGAAAACCAGUUCUUCUUUAGGUCAUACAAGAAGAGAGACUAAUCUAGGCUGAACAGCAACCAGUUACAACACAGUUUAAAUGUUAAAGAAGAAAUUAUUUGAUUUCAAGUAGAAUGGCUGAGUUCUGAAACAGCAGUUUCGCAGAAUGUAGGGAAAAAAUUUGGCUGCAUUUAGGUUCUAUCAUCGUCACCACAUGAGGGGAGAGGAAGUUAAGCCGCAAAGUUGACACGCUUUCAUUUGGUGUUUUGCUGAUCUUCAACCAAGGCAGCCUGAUGCAAAUGCUAAUAAUUCUGCAUGAUGAUUAUACUUCCAAUGAAACUUCUUUUAACAGUGUGUUUUGGCUGCUUAGCUACAGGUUCCAAUAAUUCAAGAGUCAUCCAAACACCAACAAAUAUAAAUCUGUUAGUUGGAGACAAUACUGAAAUCACUUGUAUUUGGGAAAAAGCUAUUGAGAGGUGUAGAGUACACUGGUAUUUUGUUAAUAAAGUGAACAUCAGUAAAACUAUAUCGUCAAAACUUUUCUAUUCAUCCAACAUCACCCGUGAAAACAAGGAUGUGCUAGUCAUCAAAUCUGCCAAUGUAAAUGACACUGGAUUUUACUACUGUGAGAUAAUUAUUGAAAUACCUUGCUUUAAGAAACUACGUGGAAAUGGGACAACAGUGAUUGUUGAAGAGAAAGUACAUCACAGAGGUUUGGAAGCAUGGGCCAUCCUUCCUGUUUUGGUGGCAAUGGGAAGCGUAUAUCUUUGCUACAAGAAGAAACAGCUCUCCACCCUAUCUGGUGCUGCACAGAUUCCUGUGCUGACAGAAAGGCAAGAGCAGGAGCAGAGAAUUGAGGUGGAAGAGCUUCACGGGAGAAAUGAAUCCACCAGGGAAGCAGCUGAGGCAAACUCAUCAUCUAAUUCUGCUGAAUGGGCCGUGUGUAAGCUUUAUGAAUCACUUGAAAUUUUUUGCAAUGACGCAAGAGGAAAAGAUGACAAAUCCACUGUGACUAUUGUAUCUAAUGAGCAAAUCCCACAGACUAGGGCAGCUGAAAAGUCUAGAAUGAGACAAGGAUCUGCCAUCUAGAUCUGCCAAGGUAGAUCUGCCAUCUACCUUGACAUUCAGAACUAAACAAAAUAUGGCUAAAUAACUAUGAAACUGAAAAAUAUGAUAAUUUGCUGCUGCAAGAUGGAUUACGUGUUUCCUGUCAAAGGCUUGUCAGUGGGACAAUAUGCAAGAAAAAAGUUGACUCUCAGUAGUUUUUGAAUGUUUUGUCACUAACAAAGCACUCUAAGGAGUCUCUGAAUUUGAAGGAUGUAAUUUAGAAGACUACCUUCAGCUCUUCCUCUGGUGUCCAGAAAUACUGUGUUUACCAUACUUUGAAAAAAACUUCUGAACUGAGCAACAUUCUUCAACACAAGCAUUUCUUCAGGAAGCCCUGAUGCAUGAACAGGAGAUGGUAGAGAAAACAAUGCAUGGAGUCUGAGCUCUGAAACUGUCGUCAGUUCUGAACACAUUAUAGAAAGAAGUAUGUCAGAAAGGAUUAUAUUCCUGUGGAAAGGGACUAUUAGUGUUAAUUCAUUCACAAACUAGGAAAAGUCUGCCAGAGAAAGAAGUCUCCUACACACAAUGAAAUUCUAGAUUUAAAUGAAGCUACAUUAUAGAGAAUCUAUAAUUAUUAUCUAACUGGUUGAGGAAGGCUGCUUGGAAGAGAUAGGGGUGAUAAUGCUUGUUCCACUUUUGCCAGCUUUAAAACCUUUUUUAAAAUCACUGAAGAAAAACCAAAGUUGAAAAAAUGAAGGAGAACCUGGCUUCCAAGGUAAGAACACAGGGGAGAAGUUUUGACAGCAAAGCUCAUGGCAGUUGUCCAAGGGCUGCUGAAUGCCAAGAGUGGAUAUCUUGAAAUGUGAAUAUGUUUAUGUACCAGGAUUAUGUCAUCUUCUGUUAAUGUUUUUUUCAGAGCUUAGCUGGAGGUUAGAACAUCUUGCCAUCAGUGUGGGUAGAAACAACUUCACUGGAGAUUUUUGUCCAGCUUGUACCUGGGCAGUGCAAUAGACACAAACCAGCUUUCCCAGAGCCCUUCAAAACUGCUUGUGUAGCCUAAAUGCGUGACUGGCUUCUUACUAAAUACUGUUAAUGAAAUAUUUCUGGCCAUACAGCACAACUCGUGGUGUGGCUCUGUGCUGUACUGACUGCAGCUCACUAAGCUACCUCUCAAAUUACUGUAAUUCAGUUGUGUCUCACUCUGUGCUAUGGAUCCUCUUUCUUGGGUUGUUCUGUAACCUGUCCUGAAUUUCCUACUGCAAUAAAUAUGCUGCUGUCUGAACUAGACUGUAAGCAGUGUUCUGUGAUUAUGUCUUGUAUGAGAGAGACUGUUAUAAUACAUCUCAUGGUAUUUAUGUGUUAAUUGAAUAAAGGAAAAGAAUGUUCUUUUUUUCUUCCUAAA
Molecule: messenger RNA, 3364 nt
Organism: Taeniopygia guttata (zebra finch)
Lineage: Eukaryota; Metazoa; Chordata; Aves; Passeriformes; Estrildidae
Source: RefSeq, a predicted model, not a curated record